CGGAACGCUCGACCGCACAGUGACGUCACAAAGGGGAGCGGCCAAUGAGAACGCAGCCCCGCACCCGGAACUGGAAGCGCUGGGCACAGCCACGUGGCUGGCAGCGGCGGCGGGAGCACUCGGACUCGGACUCGGACGUAGAGCAGCAGCAGCAGCAGGAUGGUCCGCAAGCUCAAGUUCCACGAGCAGAAGCUGCUGAAGCGGCUGGACCUGGUGAGCUGGGAGGCGGCGGGCGGCGGCACGGCGGAGCUGCGCGUGCUGCGGCGCUACCGGCUCCCGCGCCGCGAGGACUACACGCGCUACAACCAGCUGAGCCGCGCCGUGCGCACCCUGGCGCGCCGCCUCCGCGACCUGGGCUCCGCGCCGGCCCACGCCGCCUUCCGCGCGCGCUGCACCGCGGCGCUGCUGGGCAAGCUGCAGGCGCUGGGGCUGGUGAGCUCGGCGCGCUCGCUGGAGCAGUGCGACCGGGUCACGGCCUCGUCCUUCUGCCGCCGCCGCCUGCCCUGCGUGCUGCUCCGCCUGCGCAUGGCGCCCAACCUGCGCGCCGCCGUCGCCUUCGUGGAGCAGGGCCACGUGCGCGUGGGGCCCGAAGCCGUCACCGACCCCGCCUUCCUCGUGCCCCGCGCGCUCGAGGACUUCAUCACCUGGGCGCCCGGCUCCCGCCUGCGCCGCCACCUGCUCGACUACAACCAGGAGCGCGACGACUUCGACGUGCCCGCCUAGGGCCGGAUGCGCCGCCAGGACGGGACCCCAGGCUCCGGGGGCAGCGGCUUAGAAACGCCCUCCUCCAGCGACGCCCUGCGUCCUGGCCAGCUGGCAAGGACUGGUGUCUGCGCCCUCCCCAGUCAGGCUGCACCUGCCGAUACAGCCUGCAGCUGCUGCCAGGGCAGGGCGUCCCCUUCUGCUGUCAUCAGCCUUCACGGACGGGCCUGUUCUCAGAAAUCCUUGGACCCGGUUGCAUUAACUGUCAUCCUCAGCAGUACCCAGACCCCCUCCCUCCGCCCUUUCUCCUAUUUAAUAAAAAGAAACAAAUUGCGUUUCAGGGAAAAGCCUUUUGGUUUCUUUAAAGGCGCAGUCGCACCUGCCUUCUCCAGCCCUGCUGCUGUUUUCCAGCUGAAGGAACUGAGUGGGGCGGCUUGCUGCCCUCGCCUACAUCGGGCAUCCCCCAGCUCCCCAGAGCGCAUCGUGGGGCCCCUGUCUCAGCAGGCCCCAUGGCACUCCCCACCGCACCGUGUCAGCAAGCUGGGGGAUACCCAGCAGGUCUGCUUCCAGGCUGCGUGUCGCCACCAGCUCUGCAUGUUUAUGGUCUACUCUCUACCACCCCAUCCCUGGGUCCCGUCCAGACACUGAGUAGCGGGACGUGUUCAGUGAGGACAAAGGUCCCUUGCGGACAGACGUUUUGCUGUGUUCCUGUGAGCCUCAGCUGGCGGCUCCUCCACUGAGCUGUCGCCACAGGUGUAUGUAUACCUGGCAUGUGUCACAGAUGUCCCGAACAUCUGCCUCUUCUGCAACCAGAGGGAGACCCUGACCUAUGUCUGCGUGGGAUGUGCCCAGCUGCAGCCCCUUUACCGCCUCCUUCAGAGCCUCCUACUACAGUUCUGGCCACGCUGCUCCCUGCACCUUUUUAUUUGCACGCUUCCCAUCUGCGGCCCCACCAAGUCCUGGGACCUCCUGAUCAACCUCCUCCUGGUCCUGGCUAAGCUCACAAUUUAUCUGACCACGAAGGAGGCUCUAGUGGGGAGGACCCGUGGGGGCUGGGGAGCUGCUUUCUUGUCCCUUGUCUGAUCACAUCUCCAAGCAGUUGCACUGGGCAGUGGGAGACUUGUAGGUUUUUUUUGGUGGACAUUGGCUCAUGAUCCCUUAAAGUAGCAAAUUGCCCUGUGUGGCUGGAGCAGUUUUGUUUUUUUUAGAUGAAUCCUGUUUGUGCAGUGUUAGUCGGAAUGUAUCUGUUAGUGUUAGGCGCGGUGUUUCCUGUUACUCUCCUGGGAGGAUGGGGACUGUUUACAGUAGUGCAGGCGGUUUUCUGAGCACUCUGUGUCUGUGGGACCGGUGUCUGCAGAGUUGGACGGUAACUUUUCCUGUGUGAGGUUUGAGGAUGAAUGCUGUGCGCUCUUGGGAAGCUUUGCCCUAAGGCGCUUACAUGACCACUGGCAACACCCAGGGCUUGGGAAUGACCCAGUUUCCAGAGGGGUAACUGAUACUUCAAAGCACUAAGGCCCAGAUCCUGCCUAAAUGCCAGUGGGGAUCCAGCCCUUCAACUGCUAUGCCCAAGGUCACAGAAGAAACAUCCUUAACUGCCACUGUCUCCUGCCUUCCUUGUGUGCAUUACAACAUGCAACAUGUUUCACACGCACACACGUUGCAGGUCUACAGAGAGCUGGCACCCCUGCGGUGGAACUGGAACUCCAGCUCCUUAAUUCAGGGUUGACUGGCAGCGGCGAACAUACCAACAGCUAAGGACCGUGGAGGACAAAUCCUUUUCAGUCCUCUGCCCGUCUUUAAAACUUGCUUUCUUUUUUUAGCUGGACUCAAAGAUGAAAAAUAGGGGGACUCUCAAGGAGUUAAAGCUGUUUUUAACUACUUUGCUCCCUCUGAUACUGUUUGUGACUAACAUCUUCAGACUUUCUGGAAAAGGCUGUUGGAAUCUCAUGCAGGAGGAAACACAUGCUGUGAGGCAAAGUUGUUUAUAGCAUUACAUUCCUGACACAAAACUGAGCGGAAAUACUCUCUCUGAUCCUUCAGUGAGCAAAAAGGGAGGGUAUUGCAAGCUCUUGAAGUUGGCAACCCUUACAAAGAAGUUUUGUAAAAUUUUCAGCAGCCUGGAGAUAGCUUGAUCUUUGUUCAAACCAGAAGAGGAAUGCAAGUCAUAAUCCUGAGAGAAUAAGAACUUCACACUUAACUACGUGGGUUAAUAUUGUUCAUUCCUAAAGGCAAUAGAAAUAUUAACAGAAAGCAAAGCUAUUCUAGCUAGGCCAGUGAAGUGCGACAUUUAUUUUUUAAUGCAAUAACUUAAAUCUGCCUUUGAAAUAGGACCAUUCUGCUACAAUCUCUUCUUGAUCUUCCUUGAAGCUGUUUUUAAUGUUUAUUAUGAAAUUGUAGACUUUUUUUUUUAAGACACACAAUUAGCUGGGGGUUUUUUUUUAAGAUUUUUUUUUUUUUUUAGGUUAUAUAUGAUUAGAUUAUAUGUUGUCUAAAUAAAAAACCCACUAUCUAAAAACCUCGUCCCUUAGCUAGUGGAAGUGUUAACCUUGUAGUAUUUUAUUCUGUUUUUGUAACUGUGUUUUCUUUUAUUGUAAGACCGCCUGAGCCUUUUGGAAGGGCAGUGUAUAAAUCUCACAGAUACAAAUAGAAAUGCCUUGGGAACAGUCUAAGCAGGGAGAGCACUGUUAUUUGAGUAUUUUUCAGUCACAGCCAAGACCAACCCAGCAGCACUGUGCUAACACGUGAAACCCAGAAAAUGAAAUCCAGCCGCAUAUUGUGACUAUCCAGAAUGUCAAUGAAACAAGCGUUUUUAAGACCCUCUCUCUAUUGUGACAAGCCAAGAGGUUAAAAGAAGGAAUUUUUAUUAAAAAAAAAAAAAAAAAAAAAAUCCUUGAAAUUUAAAAA
This is a messenger RNA of Alligator mississippiensis (American alligator), 3606 nucleotides long. It is a transcript of the gene IMP3, whose product is annotated as IMP U3 small nucleolar ribonucleoprotein 3. The coding region runs from base 160 to 723 and encodes 187 amino acids. NCBI's taxonomy places the organism in Eukaryota, Metazoa, Chordata, Crocodylia, Alligatoridae. Gene Ontology annotation, cellular component: small ribosomal subunit; small-subunit processome; Mpp10 complex. Gene Ontology annotation, molecular function: structural constituent of ribosome; snoRNA binding; rRNA binding. Gene Ontology annotation, biological process: rRNA processing. The record is from RefSeq and is a predicted model, not a curated record. The transcript has a single exon.